Molecule: messenger RNA, 3237 nt
Organism: Phaedon cochleariae (mustard beetle)
Lineage: Eukaryota; Metazoa; Arthropoda; Insecta; Coleoptera; Chrysomelidae
Source: the annotation of a GenBank genome assembly
AUGGUGCCAAUUCCAGCUGAGUAUAUGCCCGAUUUUUGGGAUCAAAUUUCAACAGAAUGUACCAUUCAGUUAUCCUGUCUUCUCCCUAAUGGAAUAGUGAUUUUGCUCAACGUUAAUUACAAUGCCACACUGGCAGAAAUCAAGGAGGACCUGUGGGAGGAAGCCUCUAAAUUUCCUCUCUAUGGAAAACUCCAUGACAUGUCUGUGUACAUUUUCACCUACAUCAAUUCUAUGGCUGAGAGAGAAAAACUGAAUGAUGAAUCAAGAAGAUUAUGUGACAUUAGGCCUACUGCAGCAGUACUUUUCAUCACUGAAUGUAGAGGAGAGAAAGCUGAUGAUUCUAUCAACAUUUCUAUAGGCCACUUGAUUGGAAAAAGAUUACAAGAAUUUGAUGCUCUAAAUAGCUCAGAGAUCAACGAUUUUCGGUUCAAAAUGAAAAGAAUGGGAGAUGAAUUUGCUCAAGAAAGAUCAAAACAAACAUGGGUUGCCCGUCUGAACUAUCAGUUUCCCCCAAGAAUAUCAAAACAUAGCUUCAUUCUAAAGGAAACUCUAAAUGAACAAAGGAACAUAAAAAUAGCAACAAAGUUUGAUCUGGAAAAUGAUUUUUAUGACAAGAGAAAUGAAAAAGAAGUGAUGCAGAGUUCAUUCACGUUCAAUGUUCCACCUAAUAUCAAGCCUAAAAAAUUGCUGGAGAUGAUUUUGUUGAAAAGGGCUACAAUUAUGAAUAAGAAGAAUGAGAGGGUGAAUGAAUACAUUUUGAAAGUUUGUGGCCAAGAUGAGUUCAUCAUUGGUGACUACCAAAUCAUUGAGUUCCAGUACAUACAAGACUGCAUAUCUAAGGAUGUCAUACCCACAUUUGUUACCUUACAUGUGGACAGAGUACCAGUGUUCCACUCUAAUGACUAUGAAUCAAUUGAUAUCUUUGAGAAUAGAAAGACCCGUACUACUUCCUAUAGUUCCACAAAUACUUUGAGAAAGAAGAAAAACAGUGUUUCUUCUUGGAAUGUAACAGACAAUUUCAGUGUGAAAGUUUGUAUGGUUAGCAAAUUGAAUUGUGAUCCCAAAAAGUUAUCAGAGAUUGGUGUUCAAGCUGGUUUAUUUCAUGGGGGCAAAUCCCUCUGCCAACCGAAAAGAACUCUCGACUGCGCAAUAGACGAUAAAUGCGAAUGCAAAAUCAACGCAGAGCUAGUAUUUGACAUUCAGGUAUGCAACAUACCACGAAACGCGAAACUCUGCUUCGUAGUAUACGAAGUCAACAAGUAUGUCAAGGGAACCAAAACAAAGAAAACUAAAGAUUCCGCCAAGGAGAACAGUAUGUCUCACAAUCCGCUGGCGUGGGCGAAUACUACUGUUUAUGAUUUCAAAAGUCAGCUGAAAAAUGGGGCUAUGUCCCUCUACAUGUGGGCUUACGCCGAAGAUAUGACGUCUGAUGAUGUUCUGCACCCCUUGGGAACGGUAGUUAGUAAUCCAAACACUGAAUAUUCUACCACUCUCACGUUUUUUGUCAAAAGUUUUUUGAAAGAUCAAACUAUAUUAUUCCCAUCUAUAGAGACCAUGAUAAACAUGGCGGAUUUGAAAGAAGAAGAAAAAGAACCUGAUGACAAGACUGAGGAAGAAAUGGCUGCAGAAGUCGCAGCUUGCAAAAAAUCGUUGAAUGACAUAGAUAAUUUGUAUGAAGCCCAUGAACAGGACCGCAGGAAAAUUUGGGCACUGAAAGACUACUGGCGGCAGAAUGAGCCCGAAGUUUUGCCUAAAUUGCUUUAUUGCAUCGACUGGGACAAACGAGAAGACGUGAGCCAAGUGGUGGCAAUGUUGAAAAAGUGGCCAAAACUGCCGGUAGAGAAAGCGCUAGAGCUGCUGGAUUAUGCCUAUGCAGAUCAAGAGGUUAGGAAAUUCGCAGUGGAAUCCUUGAUGGAUGUUAGUGACGAAGAUCUUUUAUUGUACUUACUCCAACUGGUACAAGCAAUAAAGCAUGAAUUGUAUCUAGAAUGUGAUUUGGUGAAUUUUUUGAUCAAAAGAGCCUUGAGUAACCAACAAAUUGGUCAUUAUCUCUUCUGGCAUUUGAGAUCGGAGAUGCAAGUCCCCGCUGUCUCCGUCCGCUUCGGGCUGAUCCUCGAAGCCUAUUGCCGGGGCACGCAAGAGCACAUGGCCGUGCUGCAGAAGCAGCUCGAGUGCCUGGAACGGCUGAAGAAGUGCAGCGACCUGGUGCGCCAGCGCAAGGAUAAGGAGAAGGCGAAGACGGCGCUCAAGGAGUAUCUGGGCGAGUCGUCGGCCGAGAUGGCGGUCAAUCAUACGCGGAGCCCCCUCAAUCCCAGCUACAGGUGUACGAGGAUAAGGUUAGAAAAAUGUAGAGUGAUGGACAGCAAAAUGCGACCGCUCUGGAUAGUCUUCGAAAACUCCGACGUAUACGGAGACGAAGUGUACAUAAUUUUCAAAAAUGGCGACGAUUUGCGACAGGACAUGCUGACUCUGCAGAUGAUCAAACUGAUGGAUAGGUUAUGGAAACGAGAAGGCUUAGAUUUAAGGAUGAAUCCUUAUGGUUGCAUAUCAUUAGAACAUCGUGUUGGAAUGAUUGAAGUCGUUCUGAACGCUGAUACUAUAGCAAAUAUCCAAAAAGAAAAGGGAAUGUUCACUGCCACUGCUGCAUUCAGCAAAGGACCUAUUCUAGCUUGGUUAAAAGACUACAAUACCUCAGAAUCUGCACUGAAUAAAGCAGUGAACGAGUUCACUUUAUCUUGUGCAGGAUAUUGUGUAGCGACAUACGUUCUGGGCAUCGCCGAUAGACAUUCCGACAACAUUAUGGUGAAGCAAAAUGGACAGCUUUUCCAUGUUGAUUUUGGUCACAUUUUGGGUCAUUUCAAAGAGAAAUUUGGGUUCAAGAGAGAAAGGGUGCCUUUCGUGUUGACGCACGAUUUUGUUUACGUCAUAAACAAAGGGCAAAAUUCCAAGGCACUGGAAUUCAAGAUUUUCCAAGAAUACUGUGAAAAAGCAUUUAUGAUAUUGAGGAAACACGGAAAUUUGUUCAUAUCACUGUUUGCCAUGAUGAUAUCCACUGGUCUACCUGAGUUGAGCUCUGAAAAAGACCUCAAUUAUUUGAGAGAUACGUUAGUAUUGAAUAAAACGGAUGAAGAAGCGUUAUUGCAUUUUAGGUCAAAAUUCGAUGAAGCUCUUUCAAACUCCUGGAAAACUUCUGUAAAUUGGGCCACCCACAAUAUAGCGAAAAAUAAUAAAGCAUAG